AGAUAUUUUGAUUUACCAUAAUGGAGACAUCUGCUUCAAAAUCAGUUACAUGUCAGAUUGUGAGAUGCAGGCUUCAGAAGAGGCUGAGAUUGAAACAAGGUCAAUGAUCAGAUGGGCAACAGCACAUACUUUUCAUCCUUGGAGGAGGCAAAUAAAUCCAGUAGAAAUUGGCUCCAAGCAAUUGAACAACUUCAUCUUCUGAGGUAUGAGAGUAAAAUCUUGAUUAAAAAGAGCAGUUUACUACUUUUUUAGAACAUUCGUAAGCAUGAAAAUUAAGCAUAUAACAAUCUUUUGAUAUUUAGAUUUGACCAUUUUAUAGUUUGUUUAGUCAUCAAUUAAUUAAUAUGUAUAUGAACAGGCCAUAACUAGCUAACCUAAAGGUUCACCAGCCAAGCCUAAACUACCAUGUUGGGAGUUCAACUCCUGCCUUUGGCUUGGGAACCUACAAUUCCUCAUGUUUAAAAUAAUAAUAAAAUGAUGGGAUAAUGGUAUAUAUUGCUCUCUUCUUUAUGCAAUUGCCACUGACAGAGUUCAGGUAAAAGAGGAGCUCGAAGAAACAAUCCUAUUAGAUGGAUGCAUGCAAAUGGAGAAGACACAUGCAUGUUUACCUUCCCAAGUGUGCUUUGGGUUUGUCUUGCAGAAAUCCUCCAAGGGAUCACCACUUCCUGCAGCAGGCAUGCCGGGCCACUUGUUUGCUACAAGAUGUGCCAAAUCAACAACCCUUUGGCUGCAAUUAUCCAUCAUAUUAUUGUUAAUAACUAGCCACCACCUUAAUCAUGUCAUCUCCCAUUACCGUGGUUAGUGAAGAGUCAAUGGUAGAAGAAACAUCACUGCACCUGAAGUCCACUGACAUGAGGAACAUCACAGACGGCCAAUUUGCCAAUCAAUGGCUCCUCAGCUGCCUUUUUAAAAGCAGCAUUGACACACUCAGCUGUAAACCCCCCCUUCUUAACAUUCACAACGAGGUCAACAACUGAAACAUUUGGUGUUGGUACACAGAGUGCAAUACCGUUGAGCUUGCCCAUUAGCUGGGGUAGCACAAGAGAGACAGCCUUGGCUGCAUUGGUACUCAUUGGGACUAUGUUUAAUGCUGCAGCCCUAGCUCUCCUCAAGUCAGGUGUGAAGCAUCCAAGAGCCUCUGCAUGAUCACAAGCAGCAAUUUGGUCUUCUUUUUUCAAAUAGAUCUCCAACUUUUCUAUUGGAAUUCAUUUGGAAUUCAAAGUUCUUUAAAUUAGCUUAAGCUCUACAUCCAAGUAGUAUUUUGGGAAGUGCAAGUACCUGGUCUCCAGUGUAUGAAUGGGUGGUUGUCAUUGUUCCCUUGACAAUUCCUGCACAGUUUCAAACUCUCAAUGAAGUCAAGGAAAGUUCAUAACUGUGGUUAUAUGAAAUUUGCCUGAACCGAAUGGGUUUACAUCAGAUUGAAUGUGAAGAAGUGCUUACCCAAUUCUUUAUCCAUGACUUUUACAGAAGAAGCCAAACGAUUUGUGGUGCAAGAGGCAUUACCGCAUUGACCGAAAUUGAUCCACCUAUAAAUUACAGCAUCAAGA
Rubroshorea leprosula is the source of this 1547-nucleotide messenger RNA. The record is from the annotation of a GenBank genome assembly. Lineage: Eukaryota; Viridiplantae; Streptophyta; Magnoliopsida; Malvales; Dipterocarpaceae.